Messenger RNA from Porites evermanni, 8424 nucleotides. The record is from the annotation of a GenBank genome assembly. Lineage: Eukaryota; Metazoa; Cnidaria; Anthozoa; Scleractinia; Poritidae.
AUGCUCACUACACCUUCUCCAAAUGCAAGUAUGGUGAGUAAAAUACAAGUGAAUAGUUUUUUUUCAUGUACAAACGUCUUUGUCAUAUAUAAUAGUAUGUUUCUGUUAGUGUUGACUUGCACACCUGCACAACAGCAUUUGCUCCUUGCUGGUCUGGAGCAAAGUGGACUAAUGUUUGAUGCAAACCAGAGUGAUGAUUUCCAACUUUAAUUUGCUAUAUGUAUGUCAUUUACAAUGUACUGUAAUUACCACAAAUGUGGUUCUCAGGUUUCAGCCUACAUGUACUCCUCGGUUUCUUGAUAUCAGAUGACUUGUUCUGCUGAUUUGUAUCUUUCUAAACUCCCUUUGUAUUGUUCUGUAAGGGAUUUUUCUUAAAAUUUGAUGGUUUUAUUUUCAAUUCUUGUGUACUGCUAGGCAUCAACUCUUUAUAAUCCGUCUUAAAAUAUUUUAGUUGUAAUCGUAUCAACCUUACAUAAAUUAGCUAGGCUGUUUUAUUGACUGUGCAAAGGAAAAUUUAUUUUGCAUUCCUUAUCAUGUUGUUAUUAUUUUUUUAAUCCUGUUUUACAUGUAUUUUUACCAACAUUUUCUAUCACUUUAUUUAAACUGUAGUCAUCAGCUGCAAGUACACCCAAUUCUGUCCCUGUAUCAAACAAGAGAAAGAAAGAUGACGAUGAUGAUGAUGAACCGAAGGAUGACAUCAGGUAAAGUUGGCUAAAUAUACUGUCAGCAAUACUAGUUAUUCCUUUUCGUCCUCAGUUAAUGUACGUGUGCGAGCUGACUGGUGAACGUGUUUGUUGGUAUACUUUUCUCCCCUUCAAAAAAAAACAGGAAAAGAAAGACAUAACCUGCAGGCUAUCAGCUUAAUAAGCACUGCGAUAUAAUUAUACCCUGGAUACCAAAGGUUUUUUUGUGGUGUUUGGUUGUUGUUGUCUAAUUAUAUGAGGUGUGGGUACUACAACAGCAUUUCCCAACCCAAUACUCUAACAGGGGUUAUUCUAGUACCAUUGCAUCCAGUACUAAGGGAAGUGUCCAUGCAGGAUAGGUGUCCACCUUAUACAGAGUCAAUAAAGAUGCCUGGGUGAUCAUCUUGGUGUCCAUCUAAGGGGGGUGUUUAUAUUGCAGCAAGUCAAACAAAGGACUCAAGGGUGACAGGGACAAAUUCAAGUCCAUUUAAGAAAGAUGUCCAGUUUCUAAAUUAUUGUUGUCUUUUAUAAGUGACAGUGUUGACUGCCUUUACUAUGGGACUAUUCCCUGACCUCUUACUGUAAAUCCUACAACCAUAUGAGGGUGGCUAUUUGAGAGGGAGAGCUUACUUAAUUUAGAAAAGACUAUGGUAUCAGUUCUCCAUAAAUAACUAGAAUACAAAGUGGAAAAGCUCAAGUACAAGAAGGUUGGAGGUUAUGCAGCCGAGGAUUAGAAUCAAAUCCGAACUUCCAGUUGGUAAAUAAACCAUCCCGGAUCAGUCCACACGAAGUUUUCCAGUCAUAAUUGAUUAAAACAGUCUUAUCAUUUGUUAGUGAAGAAUAUUUAGGAGAGGGGAGGGGGGAGAGGAGGGGCUUAUUAACUUUCUUCCCCUGAAAGGGUGGGGGGGUUAUUAGAGGAGGGGCUUAUUUGAGAGGGGGGCUUAAUAGAGGAUUUACAGUACCUAUUUUUUUUCAUUAUCAGGUUAUGGGAAGCAGGUUGGAAGGGUCGCUAUUAUCAAAACAAGUUUCAUAUAACUGAGAAUGAAGAAGGAUAUGAUGAUUUCCGGAAGAAAGUGGUAACAUUCUAGAUUCACCAUGUUGAUUGUUAUUUACUGGAAACAAAAGUGCAAGAAAUUUUGUUAAAAAUUUGGUAGAAAAGGCUGGAGAAAUUUUUAACACCGCCUUCUUUUCUUUUCUCUUUCUUUGACAAGGCUGACGCUUAUGUAGAAGGACUCUGCUGGGUUUUACUUUACUAUUAUCAGGUAAGUAAUUAAUGAAGCUGUUUCUAUUAAUUUGGAGUUUAUAGUACUGAAAGAAGUGGCCAAAACACCCUCACAUUGAGGAGGGGUAGAAAGUAAUACAGGACACCCCCAUCCGUGAGGACUAAUGGACACGAAUUUUUGGCCUGUAAAUUUAAGGUGGCAGGACGUGGGUCUUAAAUUAACGGUUUUCUUUUUAUAACAUAACCAUCACUUUUUUUUCUUCAGGGAUGUCCAUCGUGGAAGUGGUUUUAUCCUUAUCAUUAUGCACCAUUUGCAUCUGAUUUUCGUGAUCUUGGUUCGCUUCCCAACUCAUUUGAACGUGGAACACAACCGGUAACUGAAUAUCAUUUAAUGUUAUCCAAUAAUUAUAUACAAGACUGUUUGCUUUCCAUCUUUCUUUGAUAUCUGUCAAGUUCGUAUUACCAGUGAAAAUUUGAGGGAAAAAAUGUGGUUAACAAACUUUUCUUGUGGCACGAGGCAUCAUCGCUCACCACUUGCGCCUUUUUUACAUGUGUUACUCCGGCGUGAGUGUUACACGUGCUACUCAUGUCGUAACUUUAAAGAAAAUAAGGGACAACUCGCAGUGUAAUUAACGUGUGUAGUGGAAUUCUGAAUAUUUGCACUUCAUUAUUUGUCCAUCUUUUUUUUCUAUAUGUACAGAAAUAGCUGCCUUGUUGGUUUGAAUAGUAUUUAUUCUUCUAGGUCUGAAGCCUCUGAAUCAUGUUUACAGCGUUCUUUGAUUCGUUUUCUCUUUACUCUGAUUUCAGUUCAAACCUUUGGAGCAGUUGAUGGGUGUGUUCCCAGCAGCCAGUGGGAAAUUUCUGCCUCCCACCUGGAGAGAACUUAUGUCACAUCCGGUAAGUGGAAAGUCUUCUUUUCUCAUUGAUUUUUAUAUUUCAGUAUUUUAUUGGUCGAUUGACUGUUUAGUUGAUAUGUUCGUUGAUGUUUAUUAUUUAAAUAGUAUAUUCAUUGAUUGAUUGAAUGAUUGAUUUAUUAAUGAUUGAUUACUCUUUGCGUUUCAGGAUUCGGCAAUAAUUGACUUUUAUCCUUUGGACUUUGAGAUUGACCUCAAUGGAAAGAAAUAUGCUUGGCAAGGUACCCUUAAGAACUUAAGAAACAUGCACUAACACAGCGCAACACGAUGAAUUGUUUGAGCCUCUCUCAGGUGAAAGCAGUACUUGGCUCCGCCACUCAUACACAGGCACACCAAUCAAAUAAAAUUAACUGGUUAGAAAUGCACCUACCAAGAGGCUACUGGUUAACAUAGUAGUUGUUUGAAGGGGAAAGAAAACAUGAAUGGCAUUCUCUUGGACCCAGUAGUAACAUCUUCCAUGUAUUUUUCACCACAGGUGUUGCUUUGCUACCGUUUGUUGACGAGAAGAGACUGCUAGGCGCUCUUAGUAAUGUAUAUCCUGAUUUAACAGAUAUGGAAAGUAAGUUGAAGUGCAAUAUUUCAUUUCUUAUAGCAAUGCUUCAUAGCAGGUGGUACCUAUUUAGGAAGGUGCCUUGGUCCUUAAGUAACGUUCUGAAAACUUUUUUUUUUUUCAUGACACAACAGUAACAGUGAUAAUCUUUAGUGUAGCGUAUUCGUAAAACCUUCCCUUAAGCGUGACUGAGCUGCAAUUUUCAGCUUGUCUUGCGUGACACCACAGUAAUGUGGUGACGUAGUGAAAACUUUGAGAUGUACUCAUUUCACAAGCUAUUAGCUUAAUAAAUUAUGAAUGCUCCCUAACCAUUCUUUGGUUUAUUUGUCUCAUUUCAGAGAAGCGGAACAGUCGUGGUAAAGAUCGUCUGUUCGUUCGUCAGGGAAAUCCUACAUUUGACUUCUUCGUUGGUUUAUAUGAAGGAGACGGCAUUAAAGAGGUAACCCUCUACAAUGUAUUUUUAAAGGUUAUUGCUUCUUCCUGCUUGAUGCAAACCAUUCGAGUAUCCGAACUCAGAACUUCUGAGAACAAAUCCAGCUAGCGGUCAAGCGGAAGGGAGGACUUAACUUGGGAUCUCUGGAUAGCAAGUCCAAUAUUCUAACCUCUCGGCCAUACACAAGCGGCCACUUGUACCUUCCCCGAGCUAUGGUGGCCUCACAGCAGAGAUUUAACUGCUCAUAUCUGGUGUGUUGUCUCUUUUAGGCAGUUGACGUAGUAGCAGACCUAACAGGGGGUAUGUCAGGCAAGGUACAGACAGAUGAUUGCCCCAUCCUACCUCACAAGUAAGUUCAUUCAGAUGAGUAAUUGUUGAAUGGCAUGCACUGGUCAUAUUAAGACGAAAUGAUCACUAAUAUAAGACCUUUAAAAAGAACGAGUUACAGUCGAAACUCUCGCUAGCGACCACCCGAAUUGUCAAGGUUUAUUGGUCGUUUACAAGACGUGAACCAUUAUGGGGGCUCUUCCGAGAAGAGGUUCGGACACAUCUACAUCUGCAUGUCAUGAUAUGUGUAGCUCCAUGUAUUGUCAUUAAAGGUCCUUUGUGUACUCUGUGUAGUAUAGUACAUACAGCAAACAUGGAGAUCAGGUCGUUUAUCAAUUGGUCGCUUACAAGAGGUUUAAAACAGUGGAAAAUAAUAAAACCAGUACUUCAAAUAGUUAUUGCGGUCGCGCACGAGAGGUGGUCGUUCAUGAGAGGAUCCAACUAUAGGGCUUUGACAGGGAAAAUUUUUGUGCUUUGGAGAGGUGGUCGCUUACAAAAGAAGUCGCCAUGCGUGGAGGUUCAACAGUGGAAGCUUUUAUUAAGAUGAUAGCAUUAAACAAAUUUAUCUGUUAGGGCCUGUUUACAUGGGGGUGGGGGACCCCAGGUAGGUGAGGUAAUCCGCUUAGGUGGGGUAACCCGCCUGUCCAUAUAAUCUCUUAUGUGGUCACCCCAUCUAUCAUGUAAACGUGAUCAAAUUAAAAUGGGAGAUUAUAUGGACAUGUGGGUUACCCUACCUAAGUGGGUUACCUCACCUACCUGGGGUCCCCCACCUCCGCGUAAACAGGCCCUUAGUUACAUGGGUUUAAGACCUUAUCCAUGCGAAUCUGUUUAGGUUUCUUUGCUUAUGCAAUCUGUUAACUAGCGUUUGCAAAACAGUCCCAAUGUGCAGUUCGAUACUACACCAGCCUGGUCUCUUACGCGACCUCCAACUGGCCAGUGCUAUUCUCUUAUGAAGAGCCAAAAAAGUAUGAGCUCUGAUAUGUUCACAGACUUAAACAAACUAAACUAUCUUUGACAGCUUAAUAAACAGGGUUUCCUUCAAUUUUUUUUUUCAGAACAGUUCCUUCGCCCGUUCCUCAACUCUACGACCUCAGGGAUAACAGAACUAUCAGGUAAACAGCAAUAACAUCAACAUCACAAACACAACAUAGCAUGUCAAACUCCUUCCCAGGGUCCUCUUUUUGUCGUUCUCUCGGGUGAGAGUAGGAGAGAAACCUGGGAACUGCAUAGCACAUAUGACUCAGACGCGAUUCAUUUUUCUUUUUUAUAAGUUUUUCUGACAGAGUGUAAUGUUGAAAAUUAAUUCUUUGUCGCAUUUUUGAAUUGUUCACUUUCAGUGUGUUUUUCAUCGACCCUGUUUAUGAUAUGGAUCAUAUUUUUAAGGCGGAUAUCUUACCUAAGGGAGAGUAAGUGAAAGUUAGAUACCCAUUGAGUACUAUUUUUAUUGCUAUUUUUAUAUUGAAUGCUGCAUGUAGUCACAUUUUUAUCUAUGUGUACCUCAUUAGGGCCUCAAAAACAUUCCAUGGUACGGGGAUACCCCCUUCCCCCACCAGUGUCCAAACCCCUCCCUUCUCGUAUGUCCAACCCUUGCCUCCCCCGUUGUCCAACCUUACCCCUCCGAUGUCCAAACCCUUCCCCUUCUAAAAAAGUGUCAAUAAAAAGUUACCCCUUUAUAUACCUUACCAAGAAAAUAAUACCCCCUUCAUGAACCUACAAAAGGGUUUUUUUGUAAUUAACUGUGGGAGUUUGCCUCAUGUUCCUUAUGUGUGACCUUUUAAAAUAAUAACAUAAAUUAGCCAUCGAUCGUGCCUUUUACAAAUGCACUGUACUUUGAAAGACCCUUUCAAACGCUUGAAAAGUUAUAUUCCUUACCCUUUUCUAUCUGCCAUUUCGUUAAUUUCCUACAAUUUUCCAGAUACCUCUUCCCUGGAUUACCCCUUUUGGGUGGAACUUCCCCCCUGUAGUGUCAUUACAGGGAGUUCCAUCUGUGUAUAAGCAGAUUACUAGAUGAUCACAUGGUCAGACCAGUUCUCUGCAAUUCGAUUAUGGACGCCCAUACAGUACUUGUUUUUUCCAGGUGCAACUUGCACUUAAUGCAAGCAGUAUGGGUAAAAUUUCUUGUAUAACGGAUUAUCAGGCCAGAUCGUUUGCUAGUCGUCCUACAAAUCGCGAUUGACAUGUAAUUCUUUAUUUUUUAGUAUCGUAAUAACUCAGAUCAUUAUACGUUUCUGGAAGACUGCCUACCUACCCCUCCCCUAAACCAACAUUUUGCCCUAUGUGACAAGUAAGUGUUGAUGUUGGCUUAGGGGAGGGGUGGGUGGGCAGUUUCCCAGAAACGCAUAAAGAUCCAAUAACUAUUCCUUAGUCUAAAGCAUCGCCUGUGAUUUUCUCUUCACCAGUCCCCCUGCUCGUGUUCUCAAGCCAGAAGGUUAUGAUAGUAACAGGCCAUACAGACCAGUUAUUGGAAUGAACGCUAACAGAACCUCGUUUGCUCAUUUGGGCGAUGCGGGGCGGCGGAUGCUUAAGUAAGUAAAGUAGUCAUCUGUAGUGGUACCUGAUGGGGUGACUGUGCUUUAUAUGACUCAAGUAGUGUUCUGUAGUGGUACCUGAUGGGGUGACUGUGCUUUAUAUGACUCAAUUAGUGUUCUGUUGUGUCACCUGAUAGGGUGACAUGCAUGUGAUAAACAUAUCCUUUUUUCAGACAAAAAAUAAACUUAAAGAGUAAGUGGAUGUGAGGCACAAACCUGGUCCCCACGUUUCUGUGUAAUCUCGUCUCCAGGGCUUUUUCCCAAAGAAAAGGGAAAAGCCCUGGGUCAGACAGCCUGUUCCAGGCGAUCAGAUUGUGUGGACGGCGCAGAGAAGGUGUGAGCAGGAAAAAAAAACAGCCUCACUUUCUCCUUUUUUUCCCACUCUCUCACUUCGCACUGCACUCCGCUAUCUAACCGUUGGAGCUUCCAACAAGCUACUCUGGGGUAGCCUCCCACACAGACGUACUUAGCGGUUCGUCACGCGUUGGGGAGGAUUGCGUGACGAGCCAAAAGAACUUCUUCGUGGAAGGCUAACUCUGGGGACGUGGUUGUGGUUUGAAGGUUUCUACUGUCCUGGUGUAAUCUAAAAAUUUCUAAUAUCGCAUCUGAAGGAAGCUAUAUAAGUUGUUCUCUUUUUAGGGUAGCAUUUUGAUGACAACUUUUCCUCUCUUUUCUUGUCAGUUUUCACAAAGGGGAUCUUUUUCGUCCCUACACUCCUGCCAGCUAUGUGCCGCCCUUUCGGUCGAACUCAUGCCCUCCGCAGAAUGAUUCCAGGCAUGGUUACCCUGAUCGUCCAACAUCCAAUCCGAGUACACCUGUAUCGUCACGUGGUAAUCAUGACCCAAGACGACAGAUCUAUGACAGAAAUCGCGCUCCACAGUACAACUCGGGAGGUUACCAAGGCAACCAAUCCUAUUACAAUUCAGGGGGUUACCAAGGUAACAGAUCCCAGUACAACUCGAGCAAUUACCAAGGAAACUGGUCACAAUCAAACGCGUACUCUCGAGGACCUGGGUCGAGUCAAUCUCAGUACUCUCGCGGUAGCUAUCAACAUUCGUCACGUGACCCUAGACAGCAGCAGCAGCAGCAGCAUUACAAUCGACAAGGACCUCCCAACAGGGUAAGUUAAACGAUCAAAAACCUUAUUCUCCCAAGUAAGGAAGCGAUGCCGUACAAGAGCACGCGAAAUCUUCUUGCUUUAUUAUUUAGUUAGGUAAUGUCCUCUUUUUUUGUUUUUCGUUAUUGCAAGGAUCUAUUUCGUAAAUGGUCGCUCCUACCCUUAAUUCAAAUGUCAUUCUUUUAUUUCCCUCUUACCGUUACAACUGCACUAUUUUGCUGAACUUUCUUGCUUGGCUGCAAAGAAUUUGUCAUUUUGGGAUGAACAUAUAUAUAUGUACUAUCAGGUCACCAGAAACAUUUAUUCUGUAGAUCGUGUGCUCAAAAACGAUUGCCUUUCUUGGUAUUUGAUCUGUCCGUUCUCUCUUUCGGCUUUCUGUAUGGCAGGUACCCGUUUAAAUUGUCGCUCCUGCCGUAAAUCCAAAUUCUUUAUCUGACCCUCACAACUACAGUACUUUGUUCAGUCUUCUUAAUAUUUAUCUGUCUUAAUUUUUCUGUGCCUUCCAGUUCAGUUAUCCCGGAUGCGCUUUAAGCGUAUCACCGCGCAUGCGUUAUUAAAUUGACAACUUGUUAAUCGUGGUUUUGUUUGUACCUCAGGAUGAUCGUCGCCAUUCGUACCCGCUUUCCAAUUACCGUUACAGACCGUACUAA